Pelobates cultripes (western spadefoot toad) is the source of this 13551-nucleotide messenger RNA. The record is from the annotation of a GenBank genome assembly. NCBI's taxonomy places the organism in Eukaryota, Metazoa, Chordata, Amphibia, Anura, Pelobatidae.
GGUCAACUCUGCCUGCUUUUACGUUCAGCUCCCUUUCCCUCUUCCGGGUCUGCUGCGCUGAUUGCCCAGAGUUGAAGGAGAGAGUAUGAGGAGAGUCACCCUGUUUGUUAAGGGAAGUGCCAGGCAAGGCAAGGUAAGUUGGCAUGAAUGAGCCAGGGCGUGAUAUCAAAGCCUUGGCCGCUCUAAGCUGGCUGAGGAUUCUUAGAAACACAGUCCACAACCUCAGAGUGCCAAUUGUUCACAUAGCAUAAUAAACAGAACUCCACUAAACAAAGGCUUAAUCUGACUUUCCUUUUACAAGUCACCUGGCUACACAUAGUUGGAAUAAGGGGCAGGCAAUAUAGUAAUAAAUGUACUUUUUAAUAUAUAUAUAUAUAUAUAUAUAUAUAUAUAUAUAUAUAUAUAUAUAUAAAAACUUCCUUUGCAAGUAGGUCAAGAAAAUGUAUUUGUGCAAGUUUAUAACCAACAAACUCUCUGAAAAAAAAUGGUUUAUUUCCCCUUCAGUGAUUGUGUACCCAAAACCUUGAAGGUAAAAAAAAAUAAAAAUGUAAAUGCAAUGACUCACCUGAGUUUUUGUUCUUCAGGUGCUUCCUGUCAAUGGAUCGCUUCCUGAUCUGCUGUUUGUGGCCAGUGCUAAGUUUGGAAUCCAAGCAACAUGUUUAUACAAUGAGAGAGGUGGAGAGAUAGAUGACAUUGACCUGAUCAGGUACAGUGUUAUGUUUGCAAAGCAGCGUGUAUGUGGGAAUAUGCAUACAUUGUCUAUUUAUUAUUAACCCAGUGUCCUUUUAUAGUUAAUUCUAUUAAAAAUAAAUCCCUAAGAUACUUGAUACUGUUAUCUUCGGUGUUAUUGAAAGCAAUUGUGUACCAUAAAUAUUGUUAAAACACAUACAAAAGCAUGCAAUACCACAGUGAAUACAUUAUGCUAAACUAUAUCUGCUAAGGUCCUUUCGAUUGACUUAUACUUUUUUAAAUAUACUACAGCAGAUAUUGACUACUUGAGAUUGAUGGCAUCUUGGAAUGCUGUGGUUUUUUAUUUUAGGAGUCUCUGUAGAAAAAUGCAGAGUUGCUUAUUCUUUCACUAAUAAAAAAAAAUAGGUUGCUUCCUGGAUAGGACUUGGUCUCCUCCUGAUUUGUGAGGUUACAUUUCACUGAGGGAAAUUCCCAAACUUUAGGUGCUGUCAAGACCAGGCUUUGUUCAUGCCAGUUAUAUCCAAAUUAAACCUAUAAUAAUGUUCCAGAUACUCUGCGGAUCUGCAAAUGACUGUUUGUUUUAUUCCGUGAUUUUGUCAACAAUCUGGUCUUUGUCAAGACUUGACAAAGACGAGAUUGUUGGUUGAAACAUUGCACGCAAGGGUCUGAGACAUCAUGUGUAUUUGUUUACUAAAUAGUAAGAACAUGGGUCAGUUUUUAUUUCUAAGUAUUUGUUCUAACACUGGCUGGCAUUCAUCCUUGAUGUUGGCGCCUUACUUGACUACUUUUCUUGGCACUGUUUUAGAAAUCAGAGUGAGAUUUAUGAUGUUUCCUUUAUUAAUGAGCUAGAUCUGUAGUUUCAGACUUGAUACAUUUGCAAUUUUUUUUUUUUUAAAGAUGCAAUGUGUAUAUAAUGUUGUAUCAUUUUUCUUUCUCAUUGUGGUGUUCUUGAUUAUUUUGCCCCCCAGAGAUGAUGAUGUUUUAUACGUGUGCGGGGAAGAACCUCUUACAGGUAUGUCUGCUUCAGUCACUCAUCAAUGUUAUUUGCAUUUAAUCUAACUUUCUCUUCCAUUUACCCUUUGCCAGUGAUGCCUAACCUUUUGGCACUUCAGCUUUUUGGACUACACUUGUUGUCAUAUUUUCAUGUCAUCUCAUAUAUUUCCAUACCUGUGUUCAUACCUUAGAUCCAACAACUGAUUCUAUGAAUGAGCCAAUGAUUAUGGAGCCGCUAACUGGAAGUCACACAGACUGGCUGACGCUCAAUGUAGGGGGACGUUAUUUCACUACAGCACGGUCGGGUCCUUUUUUAACUUCUUAUCAUUAGUGCAGGAAUUGUUAAGUGUUUAGUGGAUUACUCUAGGAUAAGUUGACAUAACAUGAAACUGGCAGGGGGAAACUUGCUAAUAAUGGAUUGUGAAAUGAAGUAUGAUUUGUUGAGAUUACUACCACCACGAUAAAGGAAGGGACUCCAAAUAUUCCCAUUCAAUGGCCUUGAUUGUUGUGUUUUUUUGCUCCAUCUAUCAUGUUUGAUAUGAUAAAUCUAGUUGGUUUAUUAAGUAAACUGAAUUGUAGUGAAUUGAAAUCUAAACUGCAAUCUUUAGGUGAAAAUAACAAAGGUUAUAAUAUAACAGAACUUGAACAUAAUGUAUUAUAUGGUCCACUGUGAAUAACCUUUUAUCUUGCUUUAUUUCUUCCUAUAGGAGCACUCUGGUCAGUAAGGAGCCAGACAGCAUGCUGUCUCACAUGUUCAGUGACAGAGGUUUGUAGCACCGAUUUUAUAAACAAGUGUGUCCGUUUAUAGUAAAUCACAAUCUAUCUGGUCACCAACUCUUUGAGUGCAGUGUUCAGAGGCAGUUCAUUUCCCAGUGUGGUAUAGGUGAACAGGCUGCAAGUAUUCAGGUCACCAGGUGGCAGUAUAUCUCUGAAUAUUCUGCUGUGUAACUCUGUGAAAAGGUUGUUAACCAGAUUUGAGAGACUGCAGGUCCAGUUAGGCAUAAUAAGUGUUAGAAAUCACUAAGUCAUUAGCCCCCCCCCCCAACCUCCCCCAAAGUUUGGGAACAGUUGCUAAGGGAGCAAUUUUUAGGUACAUUCUGCUGGCUAGCAGGAGAUGGUUGUAACCUUAUUUAAACAGAGCUCUCAUCACCUCUUCAGUCCAUUUGCUUAAAUAUGUUUGGUGCUUUUUAAAGACAUCAAUAAUCCUAAUAAUGGGAUGCAUGUAGAGUUGAGUAACCCAAACCGCACUUUAGGAUUUUCCAGGAGGCCCCUGGCUCAUGCCCAAAGAAUCUAUCUAACUACAAAGAUAUAAGGGAUCUACAUUGCAGACAUAAUCUGGAUAUCUGCAGUUUAUCAAAGAUCAGUUCCCAUGUUUCCCCAGGGUGCUCUGUACAUAGAACUCGCUUCUUGGAUGUGGCAGUACUAGUACACUCAUUGAACCUUACUAAACAUAAACACUUUUGUGAACUGUUCAGGCUUUUUUGAUUAACUUAGACUUGUCAAAGACCUCAUAGGGUUUACAUUGUUGCCUAUUGGUGGCCAAAUAAAGGGUUUGUAACAAUUUUGGCAGUGGAAUCAUUUUUUUUUUUUUUUUUUAAUGAGUGGUAAAUGUGAAGUCCCCAGCCUUGAGUGCUAUGAGUAUUGGAAUUGCCUACAAAAAUAUAAUACUUAAAGGGACUGUAAAUCAGGGUGUGUACUAGCAGUAAAUUGUCAUGAUUUGGAAAAACUAUUUUUUUUAUAAAAAUGCUAGUCUUAGAUUGGAGAACUGUUCCAUCACAAUUAUUUUGGACUACCGUGUGUAGAUCAUUUUUUAGAUUACUUCCAUUCAUAUUUAAUGGAUAAAACCUUUCAGUGUUGAGAGUAACUCCUUCAGUUCAUUCAUACACUUACUACUUUACAUUGUAGCAGAGUGUCAUUUCUUCAGUGUAUAUAGUAAAAUAUUUACAAAAAUGUGAGGGGUGUACUCAUAUUUGUAAAAUACUGUAUAUAGUUUAAUUAAAAAUUGCUUCCGGUUUAGUUAUUUAGGCUUAAAUUUUUGUAAUUUUCUGAAUUACCCAAAAUACUUGGUUUAGAGGAUAACUCAUAGUAUUUUUAUUUUUAGAAGCCUGGGGGAAUAAGCGUGAUCACAGAGGGGCGUUCCUGAUUGAUCGUAGUCCAGAAUACUUUGAACCAAUACUGAACUACCUACGUCAUGGACAGUUAAUUGUCAAUGAUGGAGUGAACCUGUUGGGUAAGCAUUGCUUGAAUUCCUGAAUUGAGGAAGUCGCAGUGACUGGAAAUUCUAAAUGUCUGACAAACUUAAAUAUCUUCUUUUUUUUUUUUUUUUUAAUUUCUUUUUUUGCAGGGGUCCUGGAAGAAGCCAAAUUUUUUAACAUAGUUUCCUUGAUUGAACACCUGGAGUUGGCAAUAAAGGUUAGUUUACAUCAUUUUUAAAGCAUAUGGUAGUGUAUGAAUGUAUUCUAUUAUACUAAAUAAGCGUGUGGUGUGGGGGUGUGUUUUUUUUUUAUUUUUUUUUUAUUUUUUUUAAUUUAAUUAUGAUUAUUAAAGGGACUGUUCAAUAAUGAUUUAACGCUGUACAAUGGGACUGUGCCAGGGAACUCGGUGGGAAGAAGUGUUUAUGGUGCCUAGUGUGUCCCCUAAAGUAAACCCAAUGCUCACUCUGACUGCAAUGACAAUGCUGGUCAUGUCAGUUCUGCUAUAGUGAUUUGACAUCUUUAUGUUGUUCUCAACCACCUUUUUACCCUAUUACAGUGAUACUGCCCACAGGCACAUUUCCUGAUGGUUUUUAUUUUUUUAUUUUAUUCUUUAUAUGAUCGUGCAUAUAGGGUACAAAUAGGCAAGCUAUGCCCCAACUGCUAAUGCUAGCUUAACGAUCAACAUUGGAAUACUUUUGUAGGCAUCCAGUAAACAUUUCCUGAUGUUUAAUGGGGUGUCUGGUUUUUAUUUUUUAUAAUGAAACUUUCCCUUCAGAUCUAUAUUGCUAAACUUACAAACUGCCCAACUGUUGCAGAUGUAUUACAGUCAAUAGAGUAGUAAGUCUUGAGUUUGUUUGGUGGCUUUUUUUUUUUUUUUUUCUCUCCCUUUUUCUGUGUGUCAUAUUUUUCUAUGUAGAAGUCUUCCUCUUGUAGCUUGAUUAUGUAGUGCAAAAAACGUUGUAGAACCAGUGCAAAUUUUUUUUUUUUUUUUAUCAAUAUAAUUCUAACACCGUAGGCACUGUAACCACACAUCAUUUAAGUGUUAUAGUGUCUCUUGUCCCCUUAUUCAGUGUUAAACAUUUUUUGAGUGAAUUAAUGCUGCACAAGUGUCUGCAAUCUGAUUGCAGCCCAACUUCUAUGUGUUUUUCAUGCUUAAUUAGGAAGAGUUACUCAAACAUCCAUGGGCGUGCGGGUUUAGUUGAUUGUUAGCUGACUUAUCUCAGCCUCUCACAACCGCCCAUUGCUGGUGUGAAUAGGUGUGGGUAAGGAAGAGUGUAGUCUCUGCCUUAGCCACGCCUCCAGUAAGGACCAGGCUGUGGGUGGCCAGGGACCUUCAUUCAGUGUUCUAUAUUUCAAAAGCAGUUUAACACUGAAUUAAGACACAAUGCCAGGGAAUUCCAGGUACUAUAACCAAUUUAAGGAAAUUAAAAUUAAAGCUCUGUAGAGCUGCCAUUUAACUGUCAGUAUUAUAUUUAAAUAAUUUAAAAGGUAAAGAUUUUACUUCUAAAAAUUUGUAUCUGCUAUCGUACAUUACAUUCUGUCCAAUGUGUUUUUGUUUUAAACUCUUACAUCUCACGGAUGGGAAGACUUUGCAUUUUAUAAUCACACAUGCAUCUUCUACAUCAGAUUAAUUUAUAUGUGGAUCUAUGUGAAAUUCUAGAUAUAUUUGGCAUCUUCCUGUUAAAAUAAAUUUAUUAGAGGAACUUUUCAAAUUAAGAGGAAGUAUAAGCACUCUAACCUGUAAAUGACCACAUAAUUAGUAUGGGUUUUUUCUAUUCUAAAAUGCAUGCUGGUACUUUUUUUUAAAUCUCUUGUAAUAAAUUUCUGAAAUUGUAUGAUUGGAGAGGUUUUAUUUACGGGGGGAGGGGGGGAGAGGGAGACCAAUUGUUUUGUUAACAGAAGAUACAUUUUUAUUUUUUUUUUCAAUUUUUUUAAAAAAAUUUGUGUCCCUACAGAAUUCACAGCCAGCAGACGAUCACUCUCCCAUCUCUCGUAAGGAAUUUGUGCGUUUUCUUCUUGCUACUCCAACAAAAUCAGAACUGCGAUGUCAGGUAAAUGGCACAUACAUCUGCUGUGUGAUAAGGAGCUUCUCUAAUUCUAUGUACAGUGAUUAAGACCUUGAUGGAGCUUUGCGAAAUAACUUUUAUUUCUAAUAAAAUAAAAUCAGCAUGGUUUUAUGAAGCACAGGUCAUGUCAAACUAACUUGAUUGCGUUCUACGAAGAAGUAAGUAGAAGUAUAGAUCAGGGUGUUGCCGUGGAUGUGAUCUUUUUGGAUUUUGCCAAGGCAUUUGAUACAGUUCCACACAAUAGAUUAGUGUUCAAACUCAAGGAAAUCGGUCUAGAUGAAAAUGCUUGUUCUUGGGUAGAACAUUGGCUUAAAAACAGAGUACAAAGAGUUGUCAUUAAUGGUAAAUUUUCAAGCUGGACAGAGGUGGCAAGUGGUGUCCCUCAGGGGUCUGUUCUGGGACCCCUUCUAUUUAACAUGUUUAUAAAUGAUCUUGAAGACCGCAUUGAAAGUCAUGUUUCAGUGUUUGCAGAUGACACAAAACUUUGUAAAACAAUACAAUGUGAGCAAGAUAUUACUUUGCUGCAGAGGGAUUUAGAUAGACUGGGAGACUGGGCACUCAAAUGGCAGAUGAAAUUUAAUGUUGAAAAAUGCAAAGUUAUGCACUUCGGCGUAAAGAAUACACAAGCAACGUAUACCCUUAAUGGAAGCGAAUUAGGGAUAACAACACAUGAAAAGGACUUGGGAAUUGUUAUAGACAACAAACUAUGCAACAAUGUGCAAUGUCAAUCAGCAGUGGCCAAGGCCAGUAAGGUAUUGUCAUGCAUGAAAAGGGCAUUCAUUCUCGGGACGAGAAUAUCAUUUUGCCUCUUUAUAAAUCACUGGUAAGACCCCAUAUUGAAUAUGCUGUGCAAUUUUGGGCACCUGUUCUAAAGAAGGAUAUUAUGGCACUAGAAAAAGUGCAGAGACGGGCUACAAAAUUAAUAAAAGGAAUGGAACAUAUCGGCUAUGAAGAAAGGUUAACAAAUUUAAACCUAUUUAGUUUAGAAAAACGUCGCCUGAGAGGGGAUAUGAUAACAUUAUACAAAUAUAUUGGGGCCAAUACAAACCAUUGUGUGGAAAUCUAUUCACAAACCGGACUUUACAUAGGACACGAGGCCAUGCGUUUAGACUGGAAGAAAGAAGAUUUCGUCUAAGGCAAAGGAAAGGUUUUUUUUACUGUAAGAACAAUCAGGAUGUGGAAUUCUCUGCCUGAAGAAGUGGUUUUAUCAGAGUCCAUACAGAUGUUCAAACGGCUACUAGAUGCAUACUUGCAAGAACAGAAUAUUCAAGGAUAUAAUCUUUCAAUGUAGGGUAAUAACUGCUUGAUCCAAGGAUAAAUCUGACUGCCAUUCUGGGGUCAAGAAGGAAUUUUUUUCCUAGCUUGUUGCAAAAUUGUGCUUCAAACUGGGUUUUUUUGCCUUCUUUUGGAUCAACAGCAAAAAACAAAUGUGAGGAAGGCUGAACUUGAUGGACGCAAGUCUCUUUUCAGCUAUGUAACUAUGUAACUAUGUAAUACUGAAAGAUGACAAAAACACAAUCUGUAUGCCUCUUCCUUUUGCAGGGUCUGAAUUUUAGCGGAGCUGACUUGUCCCGCCUGGACCUGCGAUAUAUAAAUUUCAAGAUGGCAAAUCUAAGUCGUUGUAACCUUACUCACGUCAACUUGUGUGGAGCUUGCUUGGAGCGUGCAGACCUGUCUGGAUCUGUGUUGGAUGUAAGGAAAGCCCCAUAAUAAAUGUUAGCAAGCCACUAUUGUUAGGGUACUGGACAUUUUGUCCUCCACCCCAUUACUGAAAAUUACCAUAAUUUAUACAGUCUAAUGUAUUCCAUGAUAGUUGUAGAAUCUGCUCUCUAAAGUAAUGUAGAAGGAAUUGGGGUACUUCUAUAAGAGCUUGACAUCUAUUCCUUGGUGUUUCUAAUCCAGUUAAUAGAACACAAAAUGAAUUGGGACAAAAUUUCAAACCACAACGUAAACAAAACCUUUUUACUUAUUUUAUUUAUUUAAAACACCUUAAGGACACAUGACGGAAAUAUUUUGUCAUGAUUCCCCUUUCUUCCAAAAGUUGUGUCCUUAAGAGAUUUACGGGACCUUGGAACCACUUUUUUUUGUUGUUGUUGUUGUUGUUGUGUGUUUUUGGUUUUUGUUUUUGACGGGGGGGGGGGGCAGUAGGAUCUCCUUAUGGAAGAUACAGGUUUUACUGAUUUUAAACAGAGAACAGGAAGGUUUAAAAGACAUAUACAAUCUGAUGUUCUCUUAAAUGGACACUCUAAGCCUCAUUGUUGUGUUUUAUAAAUUAUGGUGCAAGAAGAACCCCUGUCGACUUGAUUUGGUAAUAACUUUUUUUUUUUUUUCAGCUAUAAACCUCCCAGUAACAGGCAUUCGCAUACUCCUAAAAUCCCAACCUCCCCAGACAGGGAAGAAACACUCUAAAUAGUAUUGCACAUCAAAUCAGAAGUAACUCCUGGGAGAGGUGCAUGCAGGUUUUGUUGCUGCUUAGAAAUGCCAAACUUCGCUUGGUUGCCGGGUCUCUUCUAUCAAAUAAAAACCCCUUAAUCCACUAAAAAAGAACUAUCUUUAUUCAAAUGUGCUGGAUUAAUGCUGACCUGUUUCUUGCCUUUAAUGACAUGUUUAGAUGCUAAAUUUGAAUAUAUUUUUCUUUCUUGAUGGGAGAGACCUGACCGCCAAGUUCAGUAACUAAGAUUAGUCCUGUGCCGAGGAGCCUAGGCAGAAGCUCCAUUAAUCUGAUUUGAUGAGAUGUAUUGGUGUGUCACUGCUGUUAGUAUUUGGGAAUUGAACUGGGAAUUGUAGAGCACUGAAAAGGGAAUUGUGACAUUUUAAGCCAAAAUAGCCAUAUUGGAAACAUUCUCUCACGGCUAUUGUUUCAGCCAUACCACCUAGCCCUGAAAUUUAUUUCAUUGUCAAUUGCUGGUAUAUUCAACCCCACAUGCAUGAGUAAAAUCAAGGAGCUGCACCCAUAUGCUGGGCUCAAUGUGAUGGAUUCAUAGGCAGUCCCACAAGAGUACUGUUGCUGUCCUCUUUCAGGCAACUGUUUAUGUCUCUACCUUACAGGGAGCCAAUCUCCAGGGCGUGAAGAUGCUAUGCUCUAAUGCUGAGGGUGCCUCAUUGAAAGGCUGUAAUUUCGAAGACCCAUCUGGCCUGAAAGCAAAUUUAGAAGGUGACAAACUAAACCCCUGUCAUGCAUGCUACACCUUUUUAAAGGAGAAAUAUGUUUGUGUUUUAUCUUCUCUGAUUAAUUUGUUUUAUUCUAAUUUCUUUUUUUCACUAUUCGCUUUAUUUUUUUUAUUUUUUUUUUUUGCUUUGUUUUCUGUGUGUAUCUAUCUAAUCUGUCUAUCUUGUAUCUAAAGGUAGUAUUAAACAAGAGCCUCUUUGCAAUUACAGGUUCCAAAUUUGGCCGCUAGGAUGCCUAAUACAUUUGUACUAUCGUUUUGUUGCUCAAGCAAUUCUUUAAAGGAACACUAUUCACCCAGACCACGUUUUUGCAAUGCAGUGUUCCUGUCAGUUUAACCCUGCAAUCUAAAACUGGGUUAAAUCCGCCUAUAAUGGGGUGGAUAGAAGGAAAUGUGUAGUCCCCCAAAAAAUUGUUCUUUUCAGAAAGAAGGAUUCCCACUAAGCGUAUAGAUUUUAAUUUUUCACUGUUUGCACCCAAGUGAAUAAUUCCUGAAAUCUAGAUUGGCAGGUCAUGGUAGAAUGCAAACUGGAACACUAGUCACCAGAACAACUUUAGCUUAAUGAAGCAGUUAUGGUGUAUAGAUCACUCCUGCAGUCUCACUGCUCCAUUCUCUGCCAUUUAGGAGUUGAAUCAGCUUUGUCUUUUUUGUCUUUGUCUUUGUUUUUUUUUGUUUUUUUGUUUUUUUUGCAACCCCAGCCACACCUCCUCUGGCUUACAUCUGAUUGAAAGUUAAACUAUUUAUUUCCAUGUAACUUUAAAGUUUUUAUCUCAUGCUCUGUAAAAUAAAUUUUAAUUACAUUCAGGAGGCUAUUGCAAGGUUUAGGCAAUUAACAGAGCAGGGGAUAUGAAAUUCAAAAUGAAACCAUAUUUUCAAUACAGGAAGUAUAAACAUUAGAUGACUCUUUACAGGAAAGGUUUAGGAAGGCUGUGCAAGUCAAAUGCAGGGUAGGUGUGGCUAUGGCUGCAUUAACAAAGUGAUUUAACUUGUAAAUGGCAGAGAAUUGAGCAAUGAGACUGCAAGGGCAUGAUCUAUACACCAAAACUGCUUCAUUAAGCUAAAGUUGUUUUGGUGACUACAGUGUUCCUUUUAAAGCUUCAGAAACGGUUCAAUCCUCUUUCUAUUCAGAGAAGUCCAUAGCUUUGUUUGAGUGAUAAUGCAAGUCCAGACUUGCUGUGAUUGACCUGUCAAAUCCCAUGGAUAGACCAGUCCAGUGAGCCCAUUUUUUUUAUCUGUGAAGUUGUGUUUUUAUGUAUGCUGAGGGUGCGUAGAUGGAAUGCCUAUCUCUGCUUUAACGCAAUUUUAAUUAUUACAUUAAAGUAAAUGUGUAAACCCUUUUAGCAAUUCAACAUUACUGUUACAUCUUCAUUCAUAUGACAUGCAUAUUUGUGGGACAUGAUGAAUAUAACACAUGCAACUCUAUUUCCCACCCUUUAUACUCUAGGUGCUAAUUUGAAGGGUGUUGAUAUGGAAGGCAGCCAGAUGACUGGGAUAAACCUUCGGGUGGCAACCCUGAAAAAUGCCAAACUGAAGAAUUGCAAUCUGCGUGGCGCCACAUUGGCAGGAACUGACCUGGAGGUGAGAGAACAAGCUUGGAGAUAAGGUGGUGGUUAUAGAAUGAAGGAAAUUCAGUCAAAGGUAAAUCUGGUCACUGAAUGAGAAAGCUGACCUUUUUGUUUAGAGGGUACAUUUUAUGGCAAAGAGAAGAAACAAACUAAUGGUUUUUGUAAGUGGGAGAGGACUAGGGAAUCAACUUUUAGAUGAGUGUGUGGAGACAGAACAGAUUGGAAGUCGUUGACUUGUACAUGAGGUGGAAAGGAGAAGAAACUGAUAUUGAAAUGUAAUAAUGAAAGUAAUCGGGCCUUGCAAAGUUAUAGUACGGGCUGAAUUAAAGAGUGUAUAUCUGAAAUAAUCAGACCUUCAUUAGUGUUUGUUUGUUCCUUUAUAACCCACGUUCUGUUUGUUUUAUAUUUCUACUCCAGAACUGUGACCUUUCUGGGUGUGAUCUUCAGGAAGCCAACCUCCGCGGUUCCAAUGUCAAAGGUGCCAUAUUUGAAGAGAUGCUGACCCCACUGCACAUGUCUCAGAGUGUUCGAUAGACACAAUGCUUGUUGGUUAAUCACACAAGCCCCUGACAUCAGAUAAUGUGAGAGGAGGAAACUGAUAUAUUUAUAUAUUUUUAGUUAACCAGAUCAGUAAUCGUUCCAAGCUUUCACUGAUUUACUGCAAAAAGAAACUCCUCCAUUGCAUUAUUCUGCACAGCAGAUGGGUGCCUUCUAGUGUACACAAAUGGGUGAAAGUUACUUGUGUUCACAUGUCUCCUGGUGCUACCACUGUAUCCACAGCACAGCCUGUUUGGGUCUGAGUGUCCUACAUGUGUCACGUGAUGGUGUAAAUAACUGCGUUGGUAUUUUAUAUGCAAAUUGGUGUACUAGGUACACGUUCGUCGACCUGCAUAAAGCACAGGAGUAUUAUGUGGUUACAAUGGUUUAAACUGGCUGGCUACAGACUGUUCUUCGUUAAAAUUGACAGUGCCGUUUCAUCACGGGCAGACAAGAUUUUUAAAAGAAUCUUCUCUUAACUUCUCUGGCAUUCUGUAUCCGAAUGUCACCUGACAUCCGAGUGAUUAGGGGUAGAUUUUGUCCACACCUUAGUAGUAAAUGAGCUUGAGCAUUUUUCAAGCUUCGUACAUGUAUUGGAGGAUUAUAAUGAUGUGGUGAUGGGAAUACACACUCGAGUACAAAUACCAUGGGGCAGAGAUGAGCUAUCACUGGCUGUGGAUAGUGACUCCCACUGCUCUCAGCCUACAACAUCAGCAGUGUUAAUGGAUGCUAAUCCCUGCCGUAUGCUCACAACAGCACAAAUUGUUUCACGCAUGUUUUUAAACAUAUUGAUUAAAAAAGCCAUUUUAUAUAAAUGCACUCUGUAACAAUGCAUUCUGAGUGCACUCACUCACACUGAUCUGCUUGCUUUUACCAGUGGUUAUAUAAUUGGGUUCGAUCUAUAUCCUGAUGGCUUUCAAAAGUUAAAAUCUAUUUAUCUUGCAUUAUUCAUAUUUGCCAGCAAUAUACCUGGCACAGUGUAUAAGUGAUGACAAAUUGUGUUCUGUAAAGGGCACACAUACAUUUUUAGGAUGACAGGUGCCUUUUUAAGUAGCAUCAGCUGAUCCUGUGUAAUAAAGAGAAGAUUCCAAAGCUAAACUGAUCUUCUCUUACCAGGACACCCAAGCUCUGUAUAACGAGAUGUGAUACCAGUCUCUAGUGUUGCCUCCUGCAUUGCUGGUGGCAGUUGCUCCAUGUCAUCGGCAGCAAGGAGGUUUGAGUGCCUUAUUGCACUGUCACAGCUGCUCCUGAAGGAAGCUUUCAGUUAUGCAAAAUGACAGUACAAAGUAUUGAACUGUUAUCCCUCUUAACCCUAUACACAAUAAAUAUUUUUUGUAAGUUAAUGGCAUGUUUUGCUUUUGUGUGUUUUAAGGUAUUUUUUAUUGUAACAUUCCUGCUUAAUGUUAUUUAUGUAAGAAUGUAUAUGUUAAAGUAUACCUUUCAUCUGCAGAUGUGUAAAAGGCAAGGUUAACCCCUUAAGGACCAAACUUCUGGAAUAAAAGGGAAUCAUGACAUGUCAGACAUGUCAUGUGUCCUUAAGGGGUUAAAGGACCACUCUAGGCACCCAGACCACUUCAGCUUAAUGAAGUGGUCUGGGUGCCUGGUCCAGCUAGGGUUAACCCAUUUUUGUCUCUGAAACUGCUAUGUUUAUGAAUGGGUUAAGCCUUCCCCCAUUCCCUCUAGCGGCUGUCUCAUUGACAGCCGCUAGAGGCGCUUGCGUGCUUCUCACUGUGAUUUUCAAAGUGAGAGCACGCCAGCGUCCAUAGGAAAGCAUUGAUUGGGGGUAUUUUUCUUUUCAUUUUUAGCAUGAGGGGGAAAAAAAAAACAAACCAAACAAACAUGUAAUAAAGUAUGAUCAAGGGUCUCGAGUCCCAGUGUUACUUCCAUACAUGUUUACACAGCCUACUAAAUUAUGUCCAUCUGCCCUCUGUAGCUAAUAGCCACCACAUGUCCCAAAUUGAGUAGCACUUGGUCUUUUGGCCAGAUAUAUAACACAAACAGUUAAUGUGUGGCUUUUAACAAGAAAAAUACACAAUCUCUAAUUCAUUAAAUUGCUCUUUCAAUUAUCUGGAUUAAGCAGCAGGGGUUUGGAAUACAAUUUAACACUGACACCCCCACCUGUAUGUACAGGUGUAUAAAUACAUUGUAGUCACUGAAUAGUUUGCCAUUUCAGAAGAUCUUGUGCUAAAUUACCAUCCACUGCCAACCCAAGCCAGGUAAUUCAUCAAAAUAUUACUUUUGAUAUUUAUUCUGUCUGUCUUUGUUUGAAAAAUAAAUAUAUUAUGUAUCUCUUUUUAUUUUUCUCCAUCCCAUUGUACAGUGGUACAGAAAUGUUGGC